Molecule: messenger RNA, 4227 nt
Organism: Antechinus flavipes (yellow-footed antechinus)
Lineage: Eukaryota; Metazoa; Chordata; Mammalia; Dasyuromorphia; Dasyuridae
Gene: IRF4
Product: interferon regulatory factor 4
Exons: 9
Coding region: 138-1520 (460 amino acids)
Biological process (GO): immune system process; regulation of transcription by RNA polymerase II
Cellular component (GO): nucleus
Molecular function (GO): DNA-binding transcription factor activity, RNA polymerase II-specific; RNA polymerase II cis-regulatory region sequence-specific DNA binding; protein binding
Source: RefSeq, a predicted model, not a curated record
CCACUUUUAGCUUUGGGACCCAACAUCAGCCCUCUCAUCUGAGGCUGGGGACAGAGUUGGGGGCCAGGGCAUUUGCGAGAGGUGCAGAAGCAACACCGGCGGCCUCGCAGCUGCAUUAGAGACCCGGCGCUCGGGGCAUGAACUUGGAGGGAGGCGGCGGCGGCAGCGGCGGCGGCGGCGGCAGUAGCAGCAGCAGCGAGUGCGGGAUGAGUUCUGUGAGUUGUGGUAACGGCAAACUCCGCCAGUGGCUGAUUGACCAGAUUGACAGCGGCAAGUACCCGGGCCUCGUGUGGGAGAAUGAGGAGAAGAGCAUCUUCCGUAUCCCCUGGAAACACGCCGGCAAGCAGGACUACAACCGAGAGGAGGAUGCUGCCCUCUUCAAGGCUUGGGCACUCUUUAAAGGGAAAUUCAGGGAAGGUAUUGACAAACCAGACCCUCCAACCUGGAAGACCAGGUUGCGCUGUGCCCUCAACAAGAGUAAUGAUUUUGAAGAGUUGGUUGACAGAAGCCAGUUGGACAUUUCAGAUCCAUAUAAAGUUUACAGAAUUGUUCCAGAAGGGGCCAAAAAAGGAGCUAAACAACUGAGUUUGGAGGAUUCCCAGAUAAUUAUGAACCACCCUUUUGCAAUGCCCACUCCCUACCCAUCGCUGCAAACUCAAGUUCCAAACUAUAUGAUACCCCAUGACAGAAAUUGGAGAGAUUUUGUUCCAGAACAGCCUCACCCAGAAAUACCCUAUCAAUGUGCUACUGUCCCUUUUGGGCCUCGAAGUCACCAUUGGCAGGGCCCUGCUUGUGAGAAUGGUUGCCAGGUGACGGGCACCUUUUAUGCUUGUGCGCCACCUGAGUCACAGACUCCUGGAAUACCCAUAGAGCCAAGCAUAAGAUCUGCUGAAGCCCUGGCCCUCUCAGAUUGCCGACUGCACAUAUGUUUAUAUUAUCGAGAAAUACUGGUGAAGGAGAUAACUACCUCGAGCCCUGAAGGGUGUAGGAUAUCUCACGGCCAGAGCUAUGAUGCCAGUACCUUGGAGCAGGUUUUGUUCCCCUAUCCAGAUGAUAAUGUCCAGAGGAAAAACAUAGAAAAAUUGCUGAGCCAUUUGGAAAGGGGAGUCAUUCUCUGGAUGGCACCUGAUGGGCUGUAUGCUAAGAGACUUUGCCAAAGCAGAAUCUACUGGGAUGGACCUUUGGCAUUAUGCAGUGACCGUCCUAAUAAGCUGGAAAGAGAUCAGACCUGCAAACUUUUUGACACACAACAAUUUUUAUCAGAGUUACAAGCAUUUGCUCAUCAUGGUCGCCCUUUACCAAGAUUCCAGGUGGUUUUGUGCUUUGGAGAGGAAUUUCCAGAGCCCCAGAGACAAAGAAAGCUUAUCACAGCCCAAGUUGAGCCAUUACUAGCCAAACAACUCUUUUACUUUGCUCAGCAAAAUAGUGGACCUUUUAUGAGGAGCUUUGAUUUACAAGAACACAUUACCCGGCCAGAGGACUAUCAUCGACCAAUUCGACAUUCCUCCAUCCAAGAAUGAAAAUGCUGAAAGCAAGUUGGGUUUUUUUUAAUUGCAUCACAACAAAUGGCUUAAGAAGAAUAGCUGUGAAACUUUUUUCUCCCUUUCUUUUCUUGAUCAAGAUAGUAUUAGGGAAACAAUUCAGGAGAAAUCUCAGCUGUGCAACUAUACAUUGUCUACAAGUCAUAAGAUAUGUUAGACUGAAAAAUGGACUUGUUUCAAAUGGACUCACAGCAGUGAAACAUCCAUUGAGUUUUUCUGUAUCACAAGGAUUCUGCUGUCAUUGGAAAUAACUGUGAAAAUCCACCAAAUAGCAUGUUUACAUUUACUUAUAUGUUAUCUUUGAUUUGAUAGUGGCUACUUCUUGCUGAAGAUGGAAAAUACUGCCUUUUCAGGACUGAUAUAGUUGAUCUAGAGCAGUUAAAUGGUACAGUAUAUAGAGUUUGGGGUCUGAAGUCAGGAGGACUGAAUUUAAAUCUGGCUUCAGACAUUUGUUAAAUGUAUGACCCUGGGCAAGUCACUUAACUGUUUGCCUCAGUUUCCUCAUCUGUAAAAUGAGCUGGAAUAGGAAGUGGCAAACUCCAAUAUCUCAAGACGAAGAGUUGAACAUGGCUGAAAUGAACAAUGACAAAAUAGCAAAAGCUAUUUAUGUGUUCCGAAUCUCAGGGAAAAUAAAUCUAUUCAUUAAGUUACUAUAUUUACAUAUUAACAUAUUAAUGAACUCCAUUGAAAUUACAGCUCUUGUGGCAAAAUUUUUGAUGGGAAGGAAAUUAUUUUUGAGCAUAGACUUGGUUAGGAAAGGCUCUUUUCUUGAGUUGGAAGAGUUUCAUUCCCUUUAGUAUCAUAAUUUCUCAUGCCUUUAGUAUCAUAAUUCAUAUCAUAAAUUGAGAUACACCCCUUUGCCAACUAGCCCCUCUUCUCCCAGCUUAGAAAGAGAAUAAUAAUGAUGAAUAAAAUAGGUGUAUAUACUUUCAAUGUUGUGUGAUCAAUAGACAGAAAUGUGUGUGGGUGUAUGUGUGUAAUUUACAAAUAGAUGUUCAUCCUUUCCUCUCUUUUAUGCUUUGAAAAAUGUUUUAGUGUAUUCUUUAAGAAGCAGUUCAAUUGCUAAAGAUUUUUGAAACUCGUGACAUUUUCCCUCUUGUUUUGCUUGGUUUGUUUGGCUAUUAGUCAGUUACCCGUGGUUACACUAAAGAGGAGGAGCCAGGAUUGUAAAUGUGGUGACUUGUAUUAUGAAAAAUGAUGACAGCAUUGAACUUAUUGCAAACUCUGAGUUGUUUUUGCUUAUGUCUGGAUGUCACAUCCUUCCUUAUAACAAUAAUUCUUUAACAGAGCUUUGGAUUUGCUAUAUUUUGUCCAACAUGUAGAUUAGGAAAUAUAUUUGCAAAGGCAACUAGUUUCUUAAAUUGUUCUUGUAAAUUGUUUUAUUUGGGAAAAAUAGAAUGUGUAUUUCCCACUUUAAAACAUGUCUAGGGUGGUGUGGAAUACUGGAAAGAGUAGUCUGGGCUACCCUAUUUACUGUGUGAGUGACCUUGGACAGGCCAUCUAAUUUCUCCAGGACUUAAUUCCCUUAUCUGUAAAAUGAAGGUUAAAAUGAAGAUAUUCAUCCUCAAGGUGCCUUCCACUUCCAGAUUCUUUGAUUCUAUGCUUCCCUAUAUCCUGAUUUCAUUGAUUUUUUUUUUUUUUUUUUGGUAGAUGCGAACAUUGAUUUGAAAAUAUUCCACCAGCUAGUGAGUAUGUCUGGCCACAUUCUUAGGGAUGUGGAGGGCUUUGUUUUAACAAAUUGUAGUGCUUUAUACAUCUUAUAGAUGCAAAAUAUUGUGGGAUAUAUUAUCCUAUUUGUGUGUGAGAGAACUGAUACACUGUAUGCUUUUAUUUUCUUUAUUUGUAAGACAAAGGAAGAUCCAGAAUCAUUCUUGAGUUAAUGUCUCUGUUACCAGGAUCUGGUCUGUAUUUUCUUUAGGAUAGAAUGCUCAGGUACAAGUCAAUCUUUUGAAGGUGCUCCUAGCAUCUUUUUCAGUAUUAAGACAUAUAUAAUUCACAUUUAAUUUAAUUCUGAAGUCAGAUCCUUGAUUUCAAUAAAUGAAGUUCUUUCAAUAGGAGGAUUUUAAAACAUUUUAGAAAUCUAUACUCUCAAUUAGAAUAUUGCUUUUAGAAUGAUGUCAGAUUUUCUGGGAGAUACUCAUUGGCUGUGAAUCACUUCCUCUUUCUCUCUCACUUUGACUUUUAGAAGGAAUGGAGACUGAUAUAUGGCCUGGAGGGCUAAGAGAGGAUUAAAUGAUCAAGAUCCUGAAAUGCACAGUACACGUCAUUGAUUCGCUUUUCCAUUAGUAAACCAAGAUCAGUAACCAUGAACGGUAGCUGAAUCAGUGGCCAUGCUAUUCCUGACCAAAAAUAAUACAGGAAGGAAAUGAGCAUUAUUUAAGCAUCUACUGGGCUUCAAGCACUGUGCUAAGCGUCUCACAAACAUUAUCCUAUUUGAUCCUAACAGCAAGCCUGAGGAAUAGGUGCUAUUAUUAUCCUCAUUUUACAGUUGAAGAAAUUGAGGGAGGCAGAAUUUAAGUGACUGACUUGUCCAGGUUCACACAGUUAGUAAAUGUCUGAGACUGGAUUUGAAUUUAGGUUUUAUUGACUCCAGAACCAGCUUUCUAUCUGCUGUACCCAUAGCUGCCUCUACUCCAAAACAGUAGAACACCAUCUUUUUUUAUUAAAACUUUUUAUUUUCAAAACA